AUGUUCUAUUUUCUCGUCAUUUUGAGCUGUUUCAUUGGAAUGGUGACGGGAAGACCGCAAGAUUUUGAGAAGACAGAAAAUCACAAAGUGCAUAGCCUUCACAAACGCCACCAUUUUUUAUUGCCCUACACUUCUUCCUCUUCCCAUAUCGAGAUGCGAAAUGAGGAACUGAGAAAAAAUCAAAAUGAGAUGAAGAAAAUCCCGAACAAUCACGAUUCACCGCAUGAAAUAAACGAGAAUCACAUAUUUCAGCAUUCUGCCGCUUCUUUUCAGGAGAAAAUCGAUCGAGAUGCCCGGGAUCUCGAGGUGGAUUCGGUGAGAACGAAUGACGAUGGAUCGAUUGAUCUCACCGCCACGCAUAGAUUAUCAAAAAACGAGAAAGAAGCGUCAGAUUCCGAAAAAGAAGGACAUUACGUAUAUUCGGUUGGAAAUGAUACUGGAAAAAAGAAAGCAGCGCUUGCAAGUUUCCAAAUGCUCAAAGCUGAAUCAGAUACAGAUGAGGUGAUCGAAGUCGUACAAAAGCCAAAGAAAAAUCCCAAGACUUAUUUAACGACUCUUCCAUCAGAAGAGCGCGUCCGUGGCGUUCACAAAACCCGCAAAAAGAAGCCCGGCCGAAAUGAGGCAUUGAUGACAGCGAUGCAAGCUGAUAAGCAUAAGGAUCAGAAGUGUCGGACUGGAGUGUUUAAACAGCAUGUAAAGAUGCCUGGUUGUUUGACAAAAGUCAUCUUUAACAGAUUUUGUCACGGCUCGUGCACCUCAUUUUUCAUCCCGAGAAUGAGACCGAAUCGGCUGAAGGCCUCAUUUCAAUCGUGUGCUGCAUGCAUUCCAAAGCAUUACGACAAAAUGGACGUGACUCUUGACUGUCCUGGAAUGGAUCCACCACAAGUGACAAGGACAGUCGUUAUUGUGAAAAAAUGCGAAUGUCUGGCGGUGAAUGCACGGCCUGUUGGU
Messenger RNA from Mesorhabditis belari, 951 nucleotides. Lineage: Eukaryota; Metazoa; Nematoda; Chromadorea; Rhabditida; Rhabditidae. The record is from the annotation of a GenBank genome assembly.